Messenger RNA from Pyrenophora tritici-repentis Pt-1C-BFP, 1110 nucleotides. RefSeq lists its product as uncharacterized. Lineage: Eukaryota; Fungi; Ascomycota; Dothideomycetes; Pleosporales; Pleosporaceae. Gene Ontology annotation, biological process: chromatin remodeling. The record is from RefSeq and is a predicted model, not a curated record. Gene Ontology annotation, cellular component: Ino80 complex; nucleus.
AUGGCCUCGGAAGUGCCGCCCCCAAUGGACACGCCAGCGCAUGAGGCUGCACUCAUUGCGCAUCAAGAUGCCGUUGGCGAUGCGGCACAGAAGCCCGUCAAGCGGUCGUGGAGACGCAAGUACCGCAAGAUGCGCAUCAAGUUCGACGAGGCCAUGACCGAUAGCGACAACCUCAUCAAGCAGGAGUGGAAGGCCAUGGGCACUGCACGCCGCCUGCAGGAGAACAACGACCAGCUACUUGACAUUUUGCUGGAGCUCAACGAGCAGUCACGCGUCAACCUCCGUCUGCGUUAUGACCUGCGCCAGCUGUCUGCUGCUGAUACAGCUGUGCCAUCUCUGGAGCCAGUACCUGACCCGGACCUGAUCAAGCAGCAGCUCCAGGCGCUGAGGGAUGACGUUGCGAGCGGAAGGAUCACAGCCGACGAGUACACGAUACGGGCGGACCAACUCCACAGCUCGCAGGCCAUACAGCAGACGCUCAAGUCCCUUGCCAGUCUCGAAGCAAAGGUGCCGCACACGACGCGCGCCGACCUGCCCGACCGCCCCAUUCCAGGCCUGGACCUGAGCGAGCAUGCGCCGGGUUACAUGUCGCCCACGCACGAGGAAGAGUAUCUCCUAGCCAUGGACCAGAUGCUCGAUCAGCCCGGCUUCGACCAGUCUCUCCAACAAGGCCGCCCUGUCCGCCUCGCCUCUGCCCAACCGCCCCUCAGCGAAAAGGACCUCACUGUGCGCAACCCCGACAGCGUCUACAACUGGCUGCGUAAGCACCAGCCACAAGUCUUCCUACAGGACAAGGACACGGCACACCACGAAAACAUCUCGGACAAGUCGGCCGCACCCAAGACGAGCAAGGCAAAUGCGAACAAGGCCAAGCGCGAGUCUGCCGUUGGAGGUGGCACGCCCGCCCCACGCGACCACGACGACGAUGACUCGGCUGCUCAUGAGACGGGCAAAGGACGGCGGAAGACGGGUGGUGGCGACGACGACACAGCCUACCGACCCAAAGGCGGAAGUUCUCGACCCACAAAGCGCAAGCGCGAAGAGGGCGACACACCCACGGCCAAGGGCAGCAGGAAGAAGAAUCGUCCAAGCACCGUGCAGGCUAGUUGA